AUGCACGAUUACAGCUACAGUCCUUCAAGUGCAGGAGUGGCCCUUGUCGUCAUUUGCACUGUGCUCACCGCGAUAGCAACAACAUUCGUCGUCGCAAGGUUAAUUGCUCGGUUCGUCAUCUCGAAAACAUCGGGGAUAGAUGAUUGGUGUAUUGUGGCUGCCGUGAUCUUUGCUAUUGGAACACACGUUACUAUUAGCAUUGGUGUGGGAAAUGGAACCGGCACAAGAGCAAAAGUCAAAGGGCCAGAUACUAUAUUCCUUGGGCAUAUUCGAUUGGCAACUCAAGUCCUCUACGCCGCGGCCAGCGGAACUCUUAAACUCAGCAUCUUAUUUCUCUACCUCCGCUUAUUCCGAAAUCUUCGCAAACUGAUCAUCAUCACCAUUGUUAUUGUCAGUUGCAUGACCAUUGCAUUCAUUUUCACUGCGAUAUUCCAGUGUGAUCCAGUGGGGUCAUUCUGGACCAUGACGGACGAUGCGAAAGCCUCUUGCAUCCCUGAAUUGAUCUUUUGGUGUGAUGUUGCGGUGAUAUUUCUUCUGACGAACCUGUGGAUUGGAUUAUUGCCUAUAAAAACCAUCCUUACAUUACACGUCACCUGGACGAAGAGAGUCAAGGUUUUAGGGCUUCUUUGCUCGGCAGCCUUUAUUACAUGUGUUGCAGCUGCGGUGCGGCUAGCCUUUGUCAUUCAUCUCUACAAGGGUAAUGAUCCUUCCUGGGACUCGGUCCCAAUAUACUACUGUUCCGAGGUGGAGCUUACGACCGCAUUGAUCGCGGCCAGUAUUCCAGCUAUCAGAUUAGCGUGGCCAAAAGCCAGGGAGUACUUCAGUUUUUGGAGGGGUAAGGUCAAGCUUUCGGGAGAGUCAGAGCAGAGCACAGUUAGUGUCUAA
This is a messenger RNA of Penicillium riverlandense, 885 nucleotides long. RefSeq lists its product as uncharacterized. The coding region runs from base 1 to 885 and encodes 294 amino acids. The transcript has 6 exons. NCBI's taxonomy places the organism in Eukaryota, Fungi, Ascomycota, Eurotiomycetes, Eurotiales, Aspergillaceae. The record is from RefSeq and is a predicted model, not a curated record.